CGUCCGGUCCCCAGGAACGCCAUGGCAGAGCUGAUCCCCCUGGCCGAGGAGCUGUCGUGCUCCAUCUGCCUGGAGCCCUUCAAGGUGCCGGUCACCACUCCGUGCGGCCACAACUUCUGCAGCUCAUGCCUGGACGAGACGUGGGCCGUCCAGGGCCCGCCGUUCCUGUGCCCGCAGUGCCGCGCCGGCUAUCAGACACGGCCGCAGCUGCACAAGAACACGGUGCUCUGCGCGGUGGUGGAGCAGUUCCUGCAGGCCGACUCGGCCUGGGCGACAACCUCGCUCCCCGACGGCUGGACGCCGCCCGCCUGCGCCGCCGAGCCCCGCCCGGCCUGCCAGGUGGCCUGCGACCACUGCCUGAAGGCCCUCGCCGUCAAGACGUGCCUGGUGUGCAUGGCCUCCUUCUGCCAGGAGCACCUGCAGCCGCACCUCGACAGCCCCGCCUUCCAGGACCACCAGCUGCAGCCUCCCGUCAAGGACCUGAUGCGCCGCAAGUGUCCCCAGCACAACCGGCUGCGAGACUUCUUCUGCCCCCAGCAUAAUGAGUGCAUCUGCCACAUCUGCCUGGUGGAGCAUAAGGCCUGCUCGCCUGUCACCCUGAGCCAGGCCAGCGCAGAUCUGGAGACCAAGCUGAAGCAUAAACUGACCAUCAUAUACGGUCAGAUCAAUGGUGCAUCCAGGGCACUGGAGGACGUGAGAGCCAGGCAGCAGGACAUGCGGGAGGCUGCAAACAGGAAGACGGAGCAGCUCAGACAAGACUACAUGGAAAUCAAGGCGCUCCUCGAUGCCGCGGAGGCCACCUCCACCCGAAAGAUAAAGGAAGAGGAGAAGAGGGUCAGUACCAAGUUGGACAACAUUUACCAGAUCCUCCUCAAGAAGAGGAGUGAGAUCCAGAUGCUGAAGGAGGAGGUUGAACUUGCCCUGACCAAGGGGAAUGAGUUUGAGUUUCUGGAGAAAGCAGUAAAACUGCAGGGAGUCUCCGCAAAGCCGGUCUACGUCCCCAAGGUGGAGCUGAAUCAGGAGCUGAUAAAGGGCGUCUGCCAGAGCACCUCAGACCUCAAAAAUGAGCUGAAGCGGUAUGUCCGGCAGCCCCAGGACAAGAAGGCUGAGGAAGCCACCGGCUCAGGGAACCCUGGAGAGCAUGGCGCAGCACCUUCGCACAAACCUGCACACUUUUCCAAGAAAGUCCCAAAAGAAGAAAAGAAACCCAAGAAACCUCCCCCUGCCUCUGCCGCGCCCAGCAGUAUGCCCACCUUCGGAGCCCCGGCGGAACAGUUACCGGACUUAAAGCAAGAGACUGCAUACAAAGCCUCCACCGCGCAGCCGAAUGCAGCGGCCCUCAAGACCAAGGUGCUGGAAACCUUCUUAGCCAAGUCCAGGUCCGAGCUUCUAGAAUAUGCCAUUAAAUUCAGCCUGGACUACAACACGGCCCACAACAAGGUGGCGCUGACGGAGAACUACACCGUAGCUUCCGUGGCCGACUUACCCCUCAGCUACCAGCCACAUCCCAAGAGGUUCACAUACUGCUCCCAGGUGCUGGGCCUGCACUGCUACAAGAAGGGGAUCCACUACUGGGAGGUGGAGCUGCAGAGGAACAACUUCUGCGGGGUGGGCGUCUGCUACGGCAGCAUGCCGCGGCAGGGCCCCGACAGCCGGCUCGGCCGCAACGCCGCCUCCUGGUGCGUGGAGUGGUUCAAUACCAAGAUCUCUGCCUGGCACAACAACGUGGAGAAGACGCUGCCCCCCACCAAGGCCACGCGGGUUGGCGUGCUCCUCAACUGUGACCACGGCUUCGUCAUCUUCUUUGCCGUCACCGACAAGGUCCACCUGAUGUAUAAGUUCAAGGUGGACUUUACGGAAGCCGUGUACCCGGCCUUCUGGGUGUUCUCCGCGGGUGCCACACUCUCCAUCUGCUCCUACAAGUAGGCGGGCCACGGACACUGGCCUCCGGGUGCCCAAGGCACUGGUGGGAGGCCUGCAGGUGGGACUCUCGGAGAGUUUCCUGAGACUCCUCAGGGUUGAGAGUGUU
Molecule: messenger RNA, 2029 nt
Organism: Suricata suricatta (meerkat)
Lineage: Eukaryota; Metazoa; Chordata; Mammalia; Carnivora; Herpestidae
Gene: TRIM25
Product: tripartite motif containing 25
Exons: 9
Coding region: 22-1926 (634 amino acids)
Molecular function (GO): protein binding
Source: RefSeq, a predicted model, not a curated record